AUGUCCUGGUUCUCCAGAAUUAAAAGUGAAAAUAUAAAGGCUUACUUGAGAGGAGUUAAAAUCCUUGAGGAAAAACAGCAGAGAAGAUAUAGGAAGCUUUUAUAUUUGGCAGCUGCUUAUCUUUUUGGACAUGAAAUUCAUAGGACUUUUUUCCAAGAGGAGUGGGAACGAAAAAUCUGGGUCCCAAACUGAGUUUUGUAUUCGAGAAGAGAGCAUUACAUUAAUACUGAAUAUGUAAGAUUAAGAGAAGGGUACCCUACAACAUUUACGUUUUCUAAUUGGGAUCCUGAAUCAAAAAUGAUCUAUCAUGUAGAUCUUCAAGGAAACCAUAACUUUGAGAAAAUUGUGCUGCCUCCAUAUCACUAUGGAGCUUUAAAAGAUCCAAACGUGGUAGAGCAUUUUUCAAGGCUUGCAGCUUAUAAUUUGAAUAGAAAUAAAAGGUAUGAUCUUGACAACUACUUGAGACAUAAGACGGUGACAUUGGGGGAUUGAAUCACUGCAGUUUAUUAUUAUUUCAAUAUUUUAACAAGAAGCUUUGAUCCAUUUUGGUACAAGCCAGAAUUUUAUUAUAAGAAAGAGAGAGAAAUGAUUGCUCUUAAUUUUCAAAGGGAUAAUAAGCCGGACACAAUUAAAGAUAUAGUAAAAUAUGCAGAAUUGAAGCUUAGAGAGUAUGCUUCAAAUAUCAGUUAG
Molecule: messenger RNA, 690 nt
Organism: Blepharisma stoltei
Lineage: Eukaryota; Ciliophora; Heterotrichea; Heterotrichida; Blepharismidae
Source: the annotation of a GenBank genome assembly